Thalassophryne amazonica is the source of this 1621-nucleotide messenger RNA. RefSeq names its product serpin peptidase inhibitor, clade E (nexin, plasminogen activator inhibitor type 1), member 3 (gene serpine3). Gene Ontology annotation, biological process: negative regulation of endopeptidase activity. Lineage: Eukaryota; Metazoa; Chordata; Actinopteri; Batrachoidiformes; Batrachoididae. The coding region runs from base 222 to 1487 and encodes 421 amino acids. The transcript is spliced from 9 exons. Gene Ontology annotation, molecular function: serine-type endopeptidase inhibitor activity. The record is from RefSeq and is a predicted model, not a curated record.
UGGUGCCAUGUCUCCCUCCUCCCUCCUCCUGGCUCCUUAUAGCACCGGAGCAGCAGGAGUGCCAGACGAGUGGUACGGACAUCGCCGACGGAGACUGCAGCAUCCCCCGUUUGAACACGGUCUCAUGACUGCAGGCUGCUGCACACAGACACUGACACAGCUGGAGGGAACAGGAGCCUCCUCACGUCAGCACAGGAGUUUCUUGUUUUAGCCAACCCACCAUGACAUUUUCCCACAUGUGUCAGCUGUCAGUCACUUCGCUCUUUGUUCUUGUGUGGCUGGCGGAGAAGAGCCACAGCAGCGGUGGCCUCCAGGACAGCAUGGCACAGCUGCAAACCAGGUUUGCUGUCAGUUUCUACCAGACACUUGCCGAGACGGAGAACAGCUCCAACUUGGUCGUGUCCCCAGCAAGCGUGUCCUGGUCCCUGGGGCUUCUGCAGCUCGGUGCCAGAGGCGGCACACUGCUGCAGCUGGAGGCAGCACUGGGGUACAAUGUGAACGAUGUCCAGAUACAAAACUUCCUUUUGCAUUCACACGCUGAUGUGAGCGACAGCAGCCAGGGCACGUGGCUGCAGAGGACGUGUACGUUGCUCAUUCAGAGUGGGAUCCAGCUGCUCUUUGAUUUUACCCAGCAUGCAACAGCCUGGGCCAACACCAGUCUGCUCCGAGCCAAUUUCAGCCAAAGCAGGCACAGUGACAGCCCCGUGGAACAGUCCGGGUACAGCCACGAUGAGACGUGGCCCCUACAGGCAGGCAGCACCAGUGGGGAGCUCUCUGGUUCAGGUGAGGCCCAGGGAGAUGAUGUGUUGUGGGGCCACAGACUGCAGAUGGCCCUGAUCACCACCGUGGCCUUCCAGGGCGUCUGGCAGAAACAGUUUGUCUUUAGCAACACUCACAACCUGCCCUUCAUUCUCCCUGACGGAAGGUCCAUCAAAGUGCCCAUGAUGUACCAGGCAGCAGAGGUCCGCUUUGGCCAGUUCCGGACGGUGUUGGGUCAGUGGUACACUGUACUGGAGCUACCCUUCCUAGGACACUUGCUGUGUCUUCAGGUGAUCCUCCCAAGUGAAAGAAAGACACUACUGUCCUCCCUGGAGUCCCAGCUCACCACACGUCAGCUGUCCUCCUGGGAUACGGGUCUACGCAGGACCAAGAUGGACAUUUUCAUGCCCAGGUUUAAAAUGCACAACAUGUUCAACCUGAGGUCUGUGCUCCUCUCCAUGGGCGUCAGUGAUGCUUUUAACCCCACUGCAGCCGACUUCACUGGAAUAUCACUGGAGAACCGUCUGUACAUAUCUGAUGCCUUUCAUGAGGUCAGAAUAGAAGUCAGAGAAGAAGGCAUGAAGGCAGUGGCAGCUACAGCUAUGGUACUCCUGAAACGCUCGCGUGCUCCUGUUUUUAAGGCUGACCGGCCAUUUGUGUUCCUGCUGCGACAAAUCAACACAGGAUCCAUCUUGUUCAUGGGCCGUGUGGUGAACCCGGCUGCCUGAGCCCCCUGAUCACUGAGAACUCUUCAAACCUUUCCUAUUUCACCACUAUUUAUUUGUGGACCAAGCAGAGGCUUCAUUAAGAGGGACAAUUUUUUUUUGUACAGAUGUGUAAAUAAAAUUUUAAUACAUUUUUA